This is a messenger RNA of Saccostrea echinata, 2585 nucleotides long. RefSeq names its product MORN repeat-containing protein 1-like. The record is from RefSeq and is a predicted model, not a curated record. The coding region runs from base 40 to 2001 and encodes 653 amino acids. The transcript is spliced from 16 exons. Lineage: Eukaryota; Metazoa; Mollusca; Bivalvia; Ostreida; Ostreidae.
GGAUCUACAGAGUUUCCAGUCAUAUCAUAAACCACCAUAAUGCCAACAAUCAAUGCAACAAGAUAUACAAAUUAUAAAAAGAAAUUUAAUCGUGAAAUACAAAAACAAAAUGGAAGUACAUCAUCAGAUAUGUCUAGUGAACCUUCUAAAGGACUACUGGCAUUUUCUAAGAAUGAGAAUUUUGAUAAUUUUAAGUUGCCGUAUCUAAAACCCCCUAGCACUCUUCCAGUGAGGCCAAGACGUCAGAUUUCUGAGCGGAGGGAAUAUACCGUCAAUCCCUUCCCAAAACGAGCUUCAGGUCAUGGUAUAUACCAGUAUGAAAAUAAAUAUUUCCGAUACGAGGGACAAUGGAGGGGUGGAAUUAAACACGGUCAGGGAAAACUUCAGAUGGCCGAUGGUAGCUAUUAUGAGGGAACCUUUACAAAUGGUGAAAUUGAUGGCAAAGGAAUGCGGUACUUCUCACAGACUGGUAAUAAAUACACAGGACAGUUUUGUAAGGGGGAGCUGCAUGGUCGGGGGAUGAUGGUGUAUGCUGAUGGUUCUGUGUAUGAUGGGGAGUGGUAUAAAAACAGGAAACAUGGUUAUGGUGUAAUGAAGACUUUGGGGAUGGACUCUGAUGAAGUGUAUGAGGGAGGGUAUGAGGGUAACAUGAAACAUGGCGUGGGUGUCAUGAUGUAUGCAAAGAAGAUCCGCUCUGACGGGUGCAGAAAUGGUGACCGUUAUGAAGGAAUAUGGGUCAAUGACAUACGAGAGGGUCGAGGGAUUCUUUACACCAUUGAUGGGUCAGUUUAUGAGGGAGAUUUUAAGGCAGAUAAUUUUAAUGGAAGAGGCAAAAUGCAUCACAGUUCAGGCCUUAUUUAUGAUGGUCAGUGGGUCAAUGGCUUCCCAGAAACAAUGGCAACCAAACUGAAAGUAACUCUGAACAAUAACUCAGAAAUAGAUCAAAAGAAGAAACAACCAAAAGACAAGACCAAGGUGUCAAUAUUUCAGGGUAUUGGAUUUACUGUGACAGUGGAAUGCCGUAAUGAGAGUGAUAGAGUUAUCCCUGAUCAAGGUCGAGAAAUUCGACUGCUGGCAGGAUUUAAAUAUUAUCCCCCUGUAUCAAACAGUGAAAAGGAAGAUGCCCUGUUUGAUAUGAUUGAAGAUGAUGCAGAAGAAAAGCCGAUAGAAACACCGUUUGGUUAUUCUGUAGUUCCAUAUCCCAUCACAGACCAGAUUAACUUCAAUAUAGAGGACCUGCCAGAUGACGAGGAUCAAGAUGACACAUCCAAAUCAGUUAAUGAUCCAAAUCAAGGUCCUACAGUGGAAUCAGAAGAUGAAGAGUUCUCAGAAGAAAAACAGGAAAACGAAAACAAAGAAAACGAGAAGGAGGAAAACACUGAAGAGAAUGCUGAGGAGAAAGAUGACGAGGACAGGGGCGAUGAGAGUGGAAAUGAGGAGACACCUGAUGUAGAAAAAGAAAACACAGUUCCUCAGUUCCCUCCCCUAACAACAUUAAGAACCAGGGAUGGUGUAUGUACAUUUGAUGACCUCCAUUUGACCCCAGCACCUCCAAAAUACCGACCUUUUGAACGUAUGGAAGAGGCAGAGAGACUCAAAACACAAUCCAAAAGUAGAUCAAGAUCAAAAGAGCUUUUUACACCGUCAGUUUCUAGGCAGCCCAGUGUCUCUGAAUUCCGAGAUCAACCAAGCAGGAGACGAUCAUCCAUCAGGGAAACUCCCCCUCACACAUCGAUGUUUGAUAAAUUUAGAAUGAAGAAACAAAAAGCUAUGGAGGAGAAAUUUGCCAAACUUGGUGAAUAUGUUCUAAUAGUCCAGGACGUUACUGAGCCACCAUUUAUGAACCGACGUUUAGAGUCUGACUUUCUUCUAAUGAAGCUUAAACAACCUCCAAAGGAAUUUAAACGAGAAACUAAAAAGUGGGAUACAUCAUCACAUAUCAAGGCUUCAUCUCGAGUUAAAGAGGAUGAGUUACUGGCCAAGAGACAUCUCAAAGUUUAACAACACCUCCUUAGUAGACAUUAACUGCCUUAACAACGCCUCCCCUGAUGACUGUGAUCGACUGCCUUGCCAACCACAGCAUUGUCUCAUGAGCCAAGAAUUCCGUAUUUUUAUAGGUUUUAUAUUCUACAUCAUCUACAUGUGACAUUUUAUGAAAAGUCUGCUGAUUAAUGUUUAAUAUAUUCAGUUGCUUAUAAUGUUUACAUGUAUAUUCAGUUGCUGAUCACAGUUUAUAUUCAGUUACUGAUGAAAUUUAUAUUCAGUUGCAUAAUUUAUGUAGUCAACUUGCCUUGUGAUAUCGUAAUAUUUUUUGUGGAUUAUAUACACCUUUAUAUGACUGUCUUUCAUUUCUGAGAUUACACAUGCAGGUGUAUCUAUUGCGUAUCUAUCGUGUUCCUUUAGACUGCACUGUGUGUCUGGGACACUCAUAUAUUUUGUAAAGAAGUACUUGGAUAAAAAUUUACCAUAUGAUUGCAUUUAAAGAUUUUAAAUUUAUUUCGAGAGCUUUAUUUAAGUACAAUUGAGGUUAUAUUUUUAUUCUUUUAAAACUGUACUUUGUAGUGUAUAAACAUUUCAGAAUAGCA